Panthera uncia (snow leopard) is the source of this 898-nucleotide messenger RNA. RefSeq names its product profilin family member 4 (gene PFN4). Gene Ontology annotation, molecular function: actin monomer binding. NCBI's taxonomy places the organism in Eukaryota, Metazoa, Chordata, Mammalia, Carnivora, Felidae. The transcript is spliced from 5 exons. Gene Ontology annotation, cellular component: cell cortex. The record is from RefSeq and is a predicted model, not a curated record. The coding region runs from base 321 to 710 and encodes 129 amino acids.
GACGGCUUUACUGAGUGCUCGGUUCCUUCUGCCUCCGCCAGGCUCACCGUGCUCCCCUGAGCCGUCUGGGCGUCUUCCGGCCAUCCGGACUAGACAGUGAUCCUCCUUCCUGGCCUCCAGUCCCACUUCAGGAAACACCCCAGGGAUGACCGGGAAGGGGCGCUGCCCUCAGAAUUAUCCCUUAGAAGGAUGAGUGUUUGUGGAGGUUGCCCUUAUGAAGACGGGAAAUGUCGCUUUAAAUGUGUUAAAGGUUUAUUCAGUCCCCUGUAUCAGAGCCUAUAGUUGGCGCUGAUGCUGGUCCGCCAGCGGGCUGAGGGAGCAUGAGCCAUUUGCAGAACUUACUGUUAGAUACCCUCCUGGGAACAAAGCAUGUGGACAGUGCAGCCCUCAUCAAACUCCAGGAGCGAAGCUUGAGUGUAGCAUCACCAGGAUUUAGUGUAAUGCCCAGUGAUGUCCGAACUCUUGUGAAUGGAUUCGCCAAGAACCCUUUGCAAACCAGAAGAGAAGGACUGUAUUUCAAGGAAAAGGACUACAAAUGUGUCCGGGCAGAUGACUAUUCUCUUUAUGCUAAGAAUGAAAACACUGGUGUGGUUGUUGUGAAGACCCAUCUGUAUCUUCUGGUGGCAACUUACACUGAAGGCAUGUAUCCUAGUGUUUGUGUGGAAGCCACAGAGAAACUGGGAGAAUAUCUAAGAAGAAAAGGAAAUUAAGUCAUCAAAGGACCAUGAAAAACAGCUUUUGUUAUUAUAGGAAAUCAAUUCUAAAGAAAAAGUAAUGCCUUAUUUUGUGAUUGUAAAACACUAGGAAGAAGGUACCAAAAAGGAAGAAUGAGUUAAGGGAGCGAUUUUUCUUAUUUCAAGAGAUCUCUUCUUUAAUUAGAAUUCUUUGAUAAGCUUUA